AUGGACCUCCAGGAGACACAGCGUCUCCUGACCGAAUACCUUCACGAACUCGCGCACCUCUUCCAUCGUGUCCCCGGCUCGGCAAUCUUCCUGCGAUACGUUAAAUCCAGCUAUCAGGAUGACCCAAUUCGCUCUGCAGUCGAGCUCUUCCUGUUCCUCUUUGCUGUCCGCUAUUUGCUUGCCCCUAAAUACUCGACCAAGCCCGGUGUUGUGCCAUUGACCGAGGAUGAGAUCGAUGACCUUGUUGAUGAGUGGAUCCCCGAGCCGCUUGUGGCCCAGCCCACUGCUCUGGAGGAGAUGGAGGUCGAAAAGCGGAUGGUGAUUGUUGGUCCUGUCGGUCCCAAGUCCAAGCUCGCAAACGGUCGUACUGUCAACAACCUCUGCUCCUUUAACUUUUACAACUUCAACACAAACGAGUCCCUCAAGGAGCAGGCCAUCCAGACCCUGCGCAACUAUGGCGUCGGUCCUUGCGGCCCCCGCGGCUUCUACGGUACCCAGGACGUGCACAUGAAGACUGAGGCUGAUAUCGCUUCUUUCUUGGGCACUGCGGCCUGUAUCAUGUACUCACAAGCAUUCUCUACUAUUUCUAGCGUCAUUCCUGCUUUCUCCAAGCGUGGUGACAUUAUUGUUGCGGAUAAGGGUGUUAGCUUUGCUAUUCGGAAGGGUAUUCAGAUCUCCCGCAGUAUCGUUCGGUGGUACGAGCACAAUGAUAUGGAAGACCUGGAGCGUGUUCUCGCCAAGGUUACCAAGGAGCAGGCCCGGAAGCCGCUGACUCGGCGAUUCAUCAUCACCGAGGGACUUUUCGAGUCAUAUGGUGAUAUGGUCGACCUACCCAAGAUCAUCGAGUUGAGACUCAAGUACAAGUUCCGUCUCAUUCUCGACGAGACCUGGUCCUUCGGAGUUUUGGGCCGCACCGGACGUGGUAUCACCGAGCACCAGAAUGUCGAUGCUGCCGAAGUUGACAUGAUUGUGGGAUCAUUGGCUGGUCCCCUUGUCGGAGGUGGAGGUUUCUGUGCAGGAUCCGAGGAAAUUGUUCACCACCAACGGAUUUCAGCCGCGGCAUACACCUUCUCCGCCGCGCUUCCUGCUUUGCUUUCGACCACCGCUAGUGCGACUAUCAAUCUUCUCCAAAAUAGCCCCGAGACCGUUUCCCAGCUACGAGAGUUCACGAAGGCUAUGCGGGCUCAGCUAGAUCCUCGCAGUGAUUGGGUCUACUGCACUAGCGCUCCAGAGAACCCAGUUCUUAUUUUGGUUAUCAAGCCGGAGGUUGUGACAUCCAAGAGACUCACCUACGAGGAUCAGCAGUACUUGCUCCAGGAUGUUGUCGACGAGUGCCUUGCCAACGGAGUCCUUAUCACCCGCCUUAAGACACUUGAAGACAACUUCCAGCCCAAGCAGGUCGUGCCAGCCGGUCUCAAGGUCUGCGUCACUAUUGGCCUGACCAAGAAAGAGAUCGAGAAAGCUGGCACCAUCAUCCGGCACGCUAUCACGAAGGUGAUGAGCAAGAAAAAGUGA
Messenger RNA from Penicillium cataractarum, 1515 nucleotides. It is a transcript of the gene lcbA, whose product is annotated as serine C-palmitoyltransferase subunit lcbA. Lineage: Eukaryota; Fungi; Ascomycota; Eurotiomycetes; Eurotiales; Aspergillaceae. Gene Ontology annotation, molecular function: serine C-palmitoyltransferase activity; pyridoxal phosphate binding. The record is from RefSeq and is a predicted model, not a curated record. Gene Ontology annotation, cellular component: endoplasmic reticulum. The transcript has 4 exons. The coding region runs from base 1 to 1515 and encodes 504 amino acids. Gene Ontology annotation, biological process: sphingosine biosynthetic process; ceramide biosynthetic process.